GUUUCCUCAGUAUCAGUUGUGUUCUGUAUCAGGAAACAAGCAGACUACAGUACAUUAUCUCUGUUAAAAUCUCUCAUUGUCAUGAUUCAGCUUUUAUGAUAAUUCGUAUCAUUACUUGGAGAGUGUCUUUGGCAUUUAAGGAUCUGUAAGGAGAGAAAAAGGUGUUUCAGUUCAUCCAGAAUCAACAAGAAAUAAGGACCAAUGUCUGUCUCCAAUGAGAGUGCUCAUCCUAGUGCAGACAAACAGGGCACCUUAGGCAACCCAAUGAAGUUUAAAGGUCAGGAUUUUGAAUUGCUGCGCAACCUCUGUCUGAUCAGUGGAUACAGGUUUCGGGAUGGUAUUUUCCCAUCAAACAUGGACUCCAUUGGCCCAGACUUACUUACAGCAGAAGAGUUGAGCAGAGUAGAAUGGGUGAGACCAGGGAGCCAACAUAAAAAGCCACAUUUAUUUGUGCAUGGAGUCAGCAGAUUCGACAUUCACCAAGGGAAAGUGGGUAACUGUUGGUUCCUGGCUGCACUGGGUUCGUUGACAUUUGCGCCUCGCAUAAUGAACAAUGUUAUACCAAGUGGCCAAGGCUUCACGCAGAAGUAUGUUGGUAUUUUUCAUUUUAGGUUUUGGCGGUUUGGAAAAUGGAUGGAUGUAGUUAUAGAUGACAAGCUGCCAACCCUCGAUGGGAGAUAUUUGUUUGUUGGCCCAGCAAAGGGAAAUGAAUUCUGGCCAGCCUUGCUUGAAAAAGCCUAUGCCAAGGUGUGUGGCUCCUAUUCAGAUUUGCAUUUUGGCUUGAUAUCUGAAGCGUUAGUGGACUUCACAGGAGGGGUGCAUAUUAGCUUCAAUCUGACUAAACCCCGAGAGGACUUGUGGGAGAUAAUGCAAAGAGCUGCAGCUCAUGAAUCCCUAAUGGGAAGCGGAAGCCAUUCAGAACCAGGGGUAAAGCCAGUAAACACAGUGUUAAAAAAUGGAUUAGUGCAAGCACAUGCGUAUGCAGUUACUGGCGUUAAUAUGGUGCAUUGCGGUAACAAAAAUGUAAAGUUAGUUCGUUUGUGGAAUCCGUGGGGCAAUACUGAGUGGAAUGGCAGCUGGAGUGAUAAAUCACCAGAAUGGAACAAUGUGGAUCCAGAAACAAGAAAAUUGUUGUUGAGAGACUGUGACAAUGGAGAAUUCUGGAUGGCCAUGGAGGACUUUACAGCAAACUUCACACAUAUAGAUAUUUGCAAUGUAUAUCCUCAUUUUCUGGAUUCAGAGAAUGACUGCAUCUGGGCCAUGUCAGAGCACAAUGGCAGUUGGAUUAAAGGAACCUCAGCUGGUGGCUCCUUAAAAGAAGACACAUUUUGGAAGAAUCCUCAGUACCGUGUGAAUUUGAAAACUGCUCAUUUGGACUGCAGUUCUUCAACAUCCUGCAAUUUUGUGGUGUACCUAAUGCAAAAGCUUGCAAACAAACACAGGAAGCAGUCUCUUCGACUGCAUAUAGGGUUAUCCAUUUUUAAGGUGCCUCCUUCAGUAAGUAUUUGUAUGAGUUAUUUUCCGCUACACAUUCCAAUUUAG
This is a messenger RNA of Acipenser ruthenus (sterlet), 1542 nucleotides long. Its product is annotated as calpain-8-like. NCBI's taxonomy places the organism in Eukaryota, Metazoa, Chordata, Actinopteri, Acipenseriformes, Acipenseridae. The transcript is spliced from 12 exons. Gene Ontology annotation, biological process: proteolysis. The record is from RefSeq and is a predicted model, not a curated record. Gene Ontology annotation, molecular function: calcium-dependent cysteine-type endopeptidase activity. The coding region runs from base 202 to 1542 and encodes 446 amino acids. Gene Ontology annotation, cellular component: cytoplasm.